AUCUCAGAUUUUCUCAAUAAAAGAGUGAGGAAGAUGAUGAGACAGAAGAUUUUUCUCUUUGGUGAUUCAAUCACUGAAGAAUCCUUUAGUGACGGUGGCUGGGGUGCUUCUCUCGCCGAUCUUCUCCGCCGCAAGGCUGAUAUGGUGCUAAGAGGAUACAGUGGAUAUAACACGAGAUGGGCGUUGAAAGUGGUGGAGAGAGUUUUUCCGGCGGCAGAAGAAGACGGCCGAGAUUCUCCGGCGGCUGUGACUGUGUUCUUUGGAGCGAACGACGCAUGUCUGCCGGAGAGAUGCUCGGGGUUUCAGCAUGUGCCACUUGACGAGUACAAGCAGAAUCUUCGCUCUAUUAUUUCGUUUCUCAAGAAUCGCUGGCCACAAACGGCCAUUAUUCUUAUAACCCCGCCUCCGAUCGACGAAGAAGCCCGCCUCAGAUCUAAUGAAGACAUUGAUCUUGACAUUCUUAGAUAUCCUUAUAUCGAAAACACAACGGGAUUGCCAGAAAGAACGAAUGAAGUAGCCGGACGAUACGCAAAAGCAUGUAUAGCAGUAGCUGAGGAAUGUCACAUUUCGGUCAUUGAUCUUUGGUCCAAAAUGCAGCAAAUUCCAAAUUGGCAAACAGAAUGUCUAUGGGACGGGUUACAUUUGAGUCGGGUUGGUAACAAAGUAGUGUUUGAAGAAGUGGCAAAGAAGCUUAAAGAAGAAGGCAUUGGAGCUGAGGACUUAGCUGUGGAUCUUCCCCUUAUAGAAGAUGUUGACCCAAAGGAUCCUCUCAAAGCAUUUGAUGAGUUUUGAUGCUUUACAUCAUUACCAUGCAGUUUGGUUUUAUCUUUGAAUACCUUAGCGAUAUUAAUUUAUCCAAUGAUAUAAUAAUCUGCUCUUAUCAAA
Arabidopsis arenosa is the source of this 885-nucleotide messenger RNA. The record is from the annotation of a GenBank genome assembly. NCBI's taxonomy places the organism in Eukaryota, Viridiplantae, Streptophyta, Magnoliopsida, Brassicales, Brassicaceae.